Messenger RNA from Candidula unifasciata, 1785 nucleotides. The record is from the annotation of a GenBank genome assembly. NCBI's taxonomy places the organism in Eukaryota, Metazoa, Mollusca, Gastropoda, Stylommatophora, Geomitridae.
AUGCUCCAAGAGGCUAAAAAAGAAAUAAUGGACAAAGCACUUUUAGGAAAUCCAUUUAGCAUUAGCCGAGUUCUAGCAGACGAUUUUGGAAAGAACUUCAAAAAUGGCGUGCAAGUAUCCUCGCCAAACAAGGACGUUCCAGCCGAUGAUUUUAAACUUGCAAUGUCUUUUCCCCCUCGUCAUCUUUUCGUGCAAUCGGAAAUUUGCAGUGAUCAUGUGAGAACUUCAAACAAUUCGCAUUUAUUCACACACAGUAACGAUCUGUACGCUUUCGACAGUUGCCCACCUCCCUCCUUCGUCGCAGGUCGAGUGCCUGCCUCUGACGUUCAGACACUUAUCUCAAGGAAUGGCCUAGUUCCCCGCAUAUCCCACAACAGAAUAUCUUCCCCAUGUUCAGACAAAGACACUCUGGGAUGUUCCGACUCUGAAGGCACCCGUGAUGAUAAUGAUGCAGACAGCGUCGACGUCUGUGGGCGUGACAUCUCAGACUUUUCUGAAACUUAUCACCAUGAACGUCAUAGCAGACACCGGACAGACACUGAGACAGACAUACCCGACUCUCCGACACGAAGAAGUUGUACUAGUUCUGUGAGUUCCUACGACGAUAUAGCAGUCGAUAAAAGUGAUCAAAAUAACAAUACUGACGUCGAUAUUGAUGAUGAUAUUGAUGACAAUGAUAAUGUUGAUAUCAACAUACUUUCUGAUUCAAGAAGUAAAAUAACCAGCAUUGACGCAGAAAAGACAAAAGAAAAGAACAGCUGCGGUGAGAAAGAAGACAAAAAUGUGAAAUCUGAGGAAGACAAAAAGAAUGAGAAACCGCCGUUCAGUUAUAACGCCCUCAUCAUGAUGGCCAUCAGAAGCAGUCCCGAGAAGAGAAUGACGCUGAGCCAGAUCUACGAGUUCAUCACGAAAAACUUCCCCUAUUACCGAGACAACAAACAGGGCUGGCAAAACUCUAUUCGGCAUAACCUGAGCUUGAACAAGUGUUUUCUCAAGGUGCCCCGACAUUACGACGAUCCUGGUAAAGGAAAUUACUGGAUGUUGGACCCGUCCUGCGAUGACGUAUUCAUUGGGGGAACUACAGGAAAGCUUCGCAGACGCUCGUCACACUCCGCUAGAAGUCGUUUAGCAUUCGGGCGUGUGGGAUUCCCAUACAUGGGAAUUCCGGCGUUCCCCCGAGAAGGACACCCAGCUCUUUUGCCAUUCUCGUCGUUUUAUUCCUUACCGGGCAUGAUGAAGCAUCCUGGCAUGUACCCGUACAUCGGACCCAACCUUCUACCUCCCCAUGCCAGCUUUAUGGACAACGGAAAUUCUGCCGCUGCCGUCAUGAGCAGACUACCUGGCAUAGAAAAACUGUUGCUUCACAGCGCAACUCCAGUUUCUGCAGGUGCCACGUCUGUAUCAUCCUCGUCUUCCUUAUCAAGAUCUCCACCAUUCCCCUCUAGGAUGUCUCACGUGGGCAACCCUCUAAGACAUAUCUCCUCAUCUCCGUACGGGGGUCUGACGAACAGUUUACCUCCCUCAUCGUUCGUUAUACCCACACUGUGUAACUUAAAUUCCAAGUCGCCGGGAUUAUCGACCUCUGCUGCUGUAUCUAUUCACAAGAAAUUAGGGAGCAACUCGUCACCAGCGCACGAUAGUGCUGUCUCGCCGCUGAGUUUGUAUCCUCACUUCUUCCGAUCGCUUUUCUGGGGCCAAUGUGGACUGUCACAAGUUGGUUUCGCCGAUGUUGACACAUUAACUAAAGAAAGCUUGCUUCUGACAACUGACAUCUGGCUUAUGUGA